Messenger RNA from Paramecium tetraurelia, 2328 nucleotides. RefSeq lists its product as uncharacterized. Lineage: Eukaryota; Ciliophora; Oligohymenophorea; Peniculida; Parameciidae. The transcript is spliced from 3 exons. The record is from RefSeq and is a predicted model, not a curated record.
AUGUACAAUACAAAUGGUGGUGCACCAGUUCUAGGAGGUUGCUAAUAAACAGCAGCUUGUUCUACUUAUAUUCAUUAAGAAUAAUGCAGAUUCAAUGCUACAGGAGAUCCUUGUGGAUGGAAUGGUACUUAAUGUGCAGAUAAGUCAUGUGCUACUGCUCCUGCAACUGCUGAUUAUGAUGAUAAUGAUAAAUGUAGAGCUUACUUUAAUAAUAAAUGUACAGUUGCAUCUACAGGAUAAGGAUGUGUUGAUAUACCAGAUACAUGUGAAACUAUGACUGAAAAAUAAUGUGUUACUGAUAAGAAUGGAAAAUCAUGUUAUUGGAAUGGAACUGCUUGUAUUACAAGAUCUUGUGAAAAUGCUCCAGAAGCAACAGCUACUGCUGAUGAAUGCAAUACUUAUUUAGCAGGAUGUACUUUAGAUUCAGUAAAAUGUAAAACAAAGGUUUGUGAAGAUUUUGCUUUUGCUACCGAUGCUCUCUGCAAAUCAGCCUUAAGCACAUGUACAACAAAUGGAACAAAUUGUGUUACAAGAGGAACAUGCUUCUAAGCUUAAAGCCAAGCAGGUUGUGUUACCUCUUUGUUGGUACAAAUCCAGCUUAUUGUACAAUAAAGACUUGUAAUACUGCCCCAGUUACUUUAACUUCUGAAGCAGCCUGUGCAAGGUUACUUCACAAAUUGUACAACAAAGAAUGGUGGUGGAUGUGUUACUAAGUCUACUUGUGCAGCUGUUACUAUUGAUGCUGCUUGUACUACUGCCCUUAAUGGAACUGUUUGUGCCUGGGAUAGUGCAUAAAGUAAAUGCAGAGAUAAAGAUUGUUAAGAUUUCAGUGGAACCACUCAUGCUGCAUGCCAAACCUAAAGAGCUGGAUGUACUGCUGGUGCCAAUGGAAAAUGUGCAAGAGUUUAAAAUUGUGAAUAAACUACUAUCAGAAGUGCUUGCAUUGAAGGAACUAAUGGACCAUGUUUAUGGAUUAAUGAUUAUGUUAAUACUGAUGGAUCAAAAGGAGCUUGUUUCAGAUAUACAUCAUGUAAGAGUUUGAAUUGGAAUUCAGAUACAUCAUGUAAAUGGAUUAGUAAUUAAUGUACAACUAAUGGAUCCAAUUGUGUUGGAAUUACUUUAUGUUCUGAAACUAAUACUGAUGGUGGAUGUGUUACAGGAUAUGAUGGAGCUUGUAUUCAAUCAGUUCCAGCCUUGAAUUCUUCAGAUCCAAAGGUUUGUAAACCAUAUACAUCUUGUGCAGAUGCAUUCUACACAACUCAUUCAGAUUGUUAAAUUGCUAGUAAGAAGUGUACAACAAAUGGAACAACUGGUUGCAUCGCUUUAAGUGCUUGUUCAUCUUAUACUACAUAAGCAGGAUGCUAUUUCAAUGAUAAAGGAGUUCUUUUAACAUCUGGAGCCAUUACUUCAACUGGUAUUUGUACUUGGGAUACAACUGCUAGUAGUUGCAGAGAUUAAUCAUGUGCUGAUUUGACUGGAACAACUCAUGCUACAUGUUCAUCAUAAUUAUCAACAUGUACAUCAGAUGGAACUACAUGUUUAAUUAAAGGAGCAUGUUCAUCAUACACUACUUAAACUGCUUGUACAACAGCUGUUGGAUCUGAUGGUAUUUGUUAUUGGGAACUUGCAUCUGCUACAAAUAAUAACACUGCUAAAUGUAGAUUAAUGACUUGUGCUGAUAUUCAAAAUGGUACAUCCACAAAUGUUUGUUCAGUUGCUUUAUCAUCAUGUGUAUCAAAUGGAACUGCUUGCAUUUCAAAGGCUAACUGCUCAACAUAUACAACAAAGACAGCAUGUAAUUCAGGUGGAUUAGAUGGUAUUUGUGUAUUCACUUAAUCAACUGCUACUGGAGCUGCUGCUGGUACUGGAACUUGUGCUUUAAUGACAGCAUGUACAAUAGCUAAUAAUGAUUAAAUUGCUUGUUAAGCUGCUAAGGAUAGAUGUUCAUGGACUGCAGCCUCAGGAACUGGAGCAACUGCAGUUGCUAGUAAAUGUGCCACUCAUACUUGUGCUACAAACUAAGCCACAAAUGGUGCUUGCACAAGAUUCUUGAAUUGGGAUAAAAAGACUUAAUAAAUUUGUACUCUUGUUAGUGGAACAUGUACAGCCACAGACCCAUCAACUUUAUCAUUAAAUGAUUGUUUCUUGGUUUCUGGAUACACAUAUACAUGGAAUGCAUCUACUAGCAAGUGCGGAGUCUGCACUGCUGUUGUUGUUUAACCAAAUAAUACAGAUAAUAAUACAAACAAUACAAAUAAUGAAACAACAACUGAUUCAGGAUAUAUUCUAGGAUUAUCAACUAUCGUUUUUGGAUAUCUCAUGUUCUGA